Iphiclides podalirius (scarce swallowtail) is the source of this 375-nucleotide messenger RNA. The record is from the annotation of a GenBank genome assembly. NCBI's taxonomy places the organism in Eukaryota, Metazoa, Arthropoda, Insecta, Lepidoptera, Papilionidae.
AUGACCGAACUCGCCGUCAGAGCGGAUCGCGCCCGCGUCCCACUGCGGCUGUCGUCAUUCUACGAGCUUUACAAGAAAUUCCUCAAGGGCCAAGGGUGCAAGUGGCACGACGUCGCGAAACUACUGAACGUACUCGCCGAAGUACUUUUCGAUGUUGACGGCGCUUUUACUCGCAUCGCGGGCAAGGUCAGCGCGCUGGGUAUAGCUGGUAAUGCGACGAAAUGCGCGCGCGGCGGCACCUCGGAGUGCGCGGGAGGGCGCUCCCACGGGUUGCCGAUAUUUUUAGUCCGCGACCAUUACUUGGCACCGACGGCCGCACUCGGCUGCGCCAGUGAUCUCUCUGAAAUCCGUCCGCUCUUAGGUGCGCUCCCGUUC